ACCUCGAAGAGGGUGUUAUCGUUUUAAAAGCAUCUUACAUUUUUAUAAACGCUUUAAAAACAUGUUUAGAAAGUUGAAAUUAAAAAAAAAUACACCGACUUAACUAGGAUAUGUUGAUUAAUCUGCCUAAAAUAAAAAUACCUUUAUUACUGUAUAUAGUUUUUACCUCGUCCUCUCUUCUAAUAGGCAAAAACAUAUCAUAAGCAAUGCAUUUUCACAUUAACUCUACAUUUAAAAAAUAAUAACAAUCAUCACAACGAAGUAUCUCUUUAACUGAGUUGAAAAUGUGUAAUGGGAACACGAAAUACCUUCUCCUUGUGUCGCCGGGGCACUGUUUUGGUGCGGGACCCCGUUUUGACCAAGGGGAUUUCAACAAGAGUCUGAAAUGUUUUGGGUGUUUAGUUUACUUGAAAUUCCCUGACUAUAAACAGAAGAAAGAAAGAAAAAAGAAAGAAACAAAGAUUGUGUUGCAAGCAUUCAUGAAAUAAACAGAAAUUAUUUCUUUGGAAAGGGAGAGAAAGAUAAGGGAAGAAUGCAAACAAGAAAGCAGCUUGACCUCAACACGAGUGCAGAGAGGUUAAACCCGCCCGAUUCAGACAGUCCGUACAAAAGGCUCCAAUACCAAUCCAAAUUCCAACACGAGUUCAGAUGUUAACUAACACUCUGCAGGAAAACCCAGCAACCGAGAAUAGACAAUAUGAAACAAACGCAAGAUUGGAAUGGAAAUGCAGCUGCGAUUGAACUUCAUCCACAUUCAAUAAGACACAAGAAGCAGCCAGCAUGGAGUCGGGUACAACUUCACAUUGAGAUAGAAACACCUGCGUGAACGAACAAUCUGGAGCAAAUCAGUGCAAGACAUGAAAAUGGACUUUAGUGCAAAUUCAUAUUCCAAUAUGAGUUCAGAUGUGAACACACUUACUCCGGAUUUACAAAUCGGUAGUAAAAGACAAGAAGAAAUCAAUAUGGACUCAGGUACGACCUCAAAUUCAAACACAAACACUGGUGUGAAUGCUCUUACUCCAGAUUCUCAGAUCCACAACAAAACGCAACAGGAUGUGAGAACAGACUUGAAUUUGGAGUCAGAUUCCGGAAAUAAGUCUCGGAAAAGGAAACAGAGUGGGACAAAUCCCAUUGGGAAACAUGCCUUGAACACGGAAACCACAAAUCCUACUACAAUUCCCAAAAGUGGUGCCAGCACUAUCAGGAGUUUGGAAUUAGGAUCGGAUUGGGGACUCAGUUGUGAAUCGAAACGACAUGAGAGGAAGCAGCAGCUGAGGCCGGAUUUCUCAGAGACCACGGGAUCGGACCAGGGAUUAAAUGCCGCUGCAGACACCAAGUUGGUUUGUUACGGGCUUUUUUCAGAUUUAAAUUUAGAAACUGCAUCGCCACGGCGCAACACAAAACUGAACCGCGAGGGAAUGCAGAGAUCGCAACGCCCAAACCACGGAAUUAGGAACACGAAAGCCAAACUCAGUAUUGGAUUACACACAGAACAUGGAACAAGCUGUCAGGUCACAAAACAGGAACUGCGGAACGCAGCGGGGAAUCUACAAAACACGGAUUCAGAAUCAGAAUUAGACUUUGAUUCCAAACCCAGGUGUCAAAAUAAGAAACGGAAAGCCAAACGAACUAAAGAAACGCGACAAGACAUUCUGACGCGUGUUGGUUUGAACGCGGCUGGAAAUUCACAGAGCACAGAUUCAGGAUCAGAGUUAGAUUUGGAUACAAAACAAGAUACAAAACCAAAAGUGACGCAAAAGAAAAUGCAAGAAGAAAAUCGGACGCAUAUCAAUACAAAAGCAGCCAGGAAUUCACAGAAGACAGAUUCAGAAACAGAUUUAGACUUUGAUCCUGGACCCAGGUGUCAAGAUGCAAUACGAGAUACGAAACAGAAAGCGCAAAGAGGAACCAAACACAAGCAGGCCCACAAACCGGACUGCCCACAAAGCCUGCUGCCGGCACCCCCUGAAACUUCCGACCCCGAGGACCUGUACAGCGCGAGGGGGGUCCUGUUGAUUGACGCCAUGGGGGUCCCCUACACCCUGUGCAUGCGGCCGAUACUGACUCCCAAAAGCGGGGAGCUCCAGAGCGACACGGAGCUGUCGCGAGCCACCGGCAGCCCUCAGCCUACCCACAUCAAAGCCUACGUGUGCACGGUGUGUUCCAGGGCCUUCCCCUACCGCUCCUACCUGGAGAGGCACCGCAUCAGUCACCUGGAGAUGAAGCCCUAUGUGUGCACCGACUGUGGCAAGGCCUUCAAGCGCUCCUCGCACCUCGCCCGCCACCGGCACGUCCACUCCGACGCCGGCAAGCCCUUCCAGUGCACCGUCUGUCAGAAGGGGUUCCGAGAGCCGGGGGAGCUGCUCCAGCACCAGAGAGUGCACACCGGGGAGCGGCCGUACCAGUGCCAGGUGUGCCGAAUGAGGUUCACCGAGAGAACCACUCUGAGACGACACUGCCAGAGGAAACACUCCGCAGAGGAGCAGGGGCACAAAUACGAGCCCGAGGCAGGAACAGUGUCCGAUUUGACAGCCAUCUGAAAUGUCUUUAUAAUACAUAUUACACCCUGGUAUUGAUGUGAUACAGCCAUCUAACAUGUCUUCAUAAUAUAUAAUAGACCUUUUAACAAUCAAAAAAUAAAGAAAAAACUAAUAAAAAGAAAGCACAAACGAUAAUCUCAACCAACACAUCAACAAGAGGUGAAACUGCCUGAUACUGAUUUGAGUAUCACAUUUGAUUCCUUUAUUUAUUUAAUAAAACUUGUAUAGUUCAUGAGUUUAUAUGUAUUAGACAGGGAUGGAAAUACGACUCCUGUUGCAUAGCUGUUUCACCCAUUCCAGGUUUUAGUAUGUGCUUGAUUAGCUACAGUGUGUAUAGAUAACAAGCUCAGGUGUGUGUGUUAUUAAACUCAUAGUAAAACCAGAAUGGAUCAAACUGCUCUACAACAGAAGUUAAAUCCAUCUCUGUUGGAGCCCCAUUCUCCCUACAGUGUGUAUAUCUAUCUAUCUAUCUAUCUAUCUAUCUAUCUAUCUAUCUAUCUAUCUAUCUAUCUAUCUAGAUAGAUAGAUAGAUAGAUAGAUAGAUAGAUUGAUCUAUCUAUCUAUAUACACGCUUGAUAAUGUCCCACACAACCCAAAGUUAGUCCAGCACUGUAGAAAAAAGGAACAGUCUUACCAAAUGCAACACUGAAAGUGUGGAACCAGGGUAAAAGAAGAGUGCAGUCCAGCUCUUUCACUUGAACAGAAACCCCUUACAAAGCUGAAAUAAGCCGGGUUCCUCUUCUCAAGCAGGGCACGCAGUCCUCCUCCAGUGCUGAAUCCAAACAGUAGUGUAAUGAACAGAUUAAACCACUUCAGGCUGUGUAGUGAAUACAGAAAAACAUAAUCCAAACAGCUCCCUCAAACUCACAAAUAAGAGGUAAAUCUAAAAAACAAUGAGAUGAAAAAAACAAAAGGAUAGAAAGAACCCCCCCCCCCCCCCCCCCCCAAACUCUCCUAAUUGCCCCACCUUCUGAGUCUCUCCCACCUGUAGCACCUAACUCCUUAACUGUGGAUUGGCCAACAGUGGUGCAUUCAAUAAGCAGAGCUCUCUCCCCUGGACCCCCGUAUCGACGGACGCGGUCAUGCAAAGCUGUGUGAGGAGCGAGCAGUUUCAAAAUGCCAGGCAAGAUAUCACAAUGUGUUUAAUUCAUUUUUUAAAAUGUAAUUACUAGUCAGCACCGCCUAAUCGGGACACUGAUAAUCUGAAUGUCUGCUUAAAUGGGAGAUGGUUCUUCCCAGUGCUGUUUCUGUCAUUUAAUUGGGACUUCACUUUGUUUAAUUGGGAUACUGUAUUUUAAAAUGAUGAACGGAGAUCGCUUUUCAAGGUCAGCGCAGUGCAGUAAUUACGUGAUUACUCUAUGAUUUGAGUAAACCAGGUUGAACUCUUGAAGGAGCUGGAGUCUCUGUAAUUUCUCAGGCUGCUGUGGAAGGAAAUCAGGCGUGUCAACAUCCCAGGUGUCUCGCCUUGUUCAUUUAGAAAUAAAAAAAACAUUGAUUAAUUUUGUUUAGGAUUAAAAAAAUAAAAAUAAAAACUUUUAACAUUUA
Acipenser ruthenus (sterlet) is the source of this 4085-nucleotide messenger RNA. RefSeq names its product zinc finger protein interacting with ribonucleoprotein K-like. The coding region runs from base 858 to 2540 and encodes 560 amino acids. Gene Ontology annotation, cellular component: nucleus. The transcript has 2 exons. Lineage: Eukaryota; Metazoa; Chordata; Actinopteri; Acipenseriformes; Acipenseridae. The record is from RefSeq and is a predicted model, not a curated record.